Drosophila willistoni is the source of this 4901-nucleotide messenger RNA. RefSeq names its product centrosome-associated zinc finger protein CP190 (gene Cp190). The transcript has 4 exons. Gene Ontology annotation, cellular component: nucleus. Gene Ontology annotation, biological process: regulation of transcription by RNA polymerase II. Lineage: Eukaryota; Metazoa; Arthropoda; Insecta; Diptera; Drosophilidae. Bases 745 to 4200 code for a protein of 1151 amino acids. The record is from RefSeq and is a predicted model, not a curated record. Gene Ontology annotation, molecular function: protein binding; DNA-binding transcription factor activity, RNA polymerase II-specific; RNA polymerase II cis-regulatory region sequence-specific DNA binding.
AAUUGAAAUAUCGAAACCGCUAUCAAGCAUCCCUAAGUUGGUCUCCGGGGAAAAAAAUUAAAUUUAUACAGCAAGAAUAAAGUGCAAUAGAUCUUAAGUGUAUGUGUAGAUUGAUUUAAAGCUAACGCCAGGAAUCUUUAAACACCUAAGGUGAUAUUUAAAUGCCGUAAUGAGUAACUGUCCGGUCAAAAGUCGGUGAUUUUUUCCCUAAGCUGUGAAAUUAUGAAUACCGUGGAAAUAUGUUGAAAAUGUUGGAAAUAACUACGCAAUGAAAUGAUAAAGAAUACGCUUGCAUAAAGGUUGGCGCUGAAAUCAUAGUGCAAAAGUAGAAAAAGAAAUAUUUUACCGACGCUCGAACACACACUUAAACACACGCACACACACAUGCCGUACGCAAAACUAUCGAUAAAUAGUGCCAGAGUUGUAUUCUUGAUGAAUGUUUGUUGAAAAUCAAUUGAUGCGCUGCACUUAACUGCUACAACAAGAAAAUAAGAAUUUUGUGAAGAAAUUUUGAUAUUGUAAAAUAAUUGUUGGUGCUUUUAAAUUGUUUCUCAUUUUAUAUUUAUGUGGCGCGAACUAAAUUGAAAUUAUCCUCGCACUGCGAUACAAUCCCUGCUACCUUAUUGCCCUUGCCCAAGUACAGUUGCGCCCAUAAGCAAAACUACGGGGUGGGCGCGCGCUUUCCAAUAAUAAAACCAAAUACCAGUCACAUCAGCAACAGAAGCAAAGGAUCAGGCCUAGAAAAUGGGUGAAGUAAAAUCCGUCAAGGUCGACAACUGGGGAGUCUUCUUCCUCCAGAAGCUGCAAAAUUUCUUCAACAAAACGGACUAUUGUGACCUGACCCUACAAUUCCGGGACAACUCACAGUUGAAGGUCCAUCGUCUGGUGCUGAGUGCUUGCACAGACUAUUUUAAUGUCCUGGAGCAGACCUGUGAGAUUAUCGAUGAUGCCCUAAUCAUGCCCAACGAAUUUCAAGCAGAUGUUGUGGUGCCCAUUGUCAACUUUAUGUACACCGGUACGCUCGAGUUUGAGCUGAAGAUGUAUGGCAAACUGUUGCGUACAGCGAAAGAGAUGAAUAUGACUGUUUUGCUAAAACUAUUGGAGGCUCAUCGCCGCACAAUGGAAAAUGUGAACCGACAGCAGAGGCCACCCAGUCCUAAGGGUGUACGGCGACGGACAGUUGUGGGUCCGGGAAGUAAUAUCAAUGCGGGACAACAGCAGGUGACAACAGGAACGAGGGUAGGUCAAGUGCCAUCUUUACAGAGCCGUAGCAUAGUGAGCACACCGAACCAGCGACCCCAGAUUAAUACGCAACGUCCUGUAAUUGGAGGAGGCCUGCAGCGUACCGUCAAACCGGAGGUGACUUCACCUUUCGAGCAAUUACGGAAGGGAUACAAUAACAACAAAAGACCGGCCCAGCCGAGUCUAUUGUCGCCACCGUCAAAAAAGCUUAGUCUCGAGGAGGUCAAGGAAUUCGCCGAGCAACAGAGAAUGCGCAAACAAAUUGCAGCCGAAUAUGGAGAUCAUGAUCCUGAUUAUGACGGCGGAUUGCCCUACGAUGAUGUGCACGCUGGAGAUGAUGAUGACGAUGAUAUGCCGCCGCAGCCUUCCACAUCGAAGCAGCAACAACAGCAAACGACUGCGACGUCACAGCAGACCACAUUGGGCACUACUACCAUUAUAGUUAAACAGGAUUCACCCAGUCAAACACCCACAAUUAUAGUCAAGGAUUCGUCCAAUACUAAGCUUAAUCAUACGAAAAUCAUAGCCGAAGUCUUGCGUCAAUAUCCACACAUAGUCAAGGGCCACAAGAAUAUUAAAUUAAAAAUAAUGCCCAGCAGUCCGGUAGAGAAAUCCUCACCGACACCAGCUCCUGCUCCUGCCGCGCCAGCUCCAUCUGCAGCUCCUGUGGCGACAUCUUCCACAUCGCCGCACAAGAAGUUGCAUGUGUCGUUUAAAUCGGAUAAGAGCACGCCCAUGAUUACCACACAGCCUAAGGCGCCACUGAGGGAGUCCCAAGUUCAACAGCAGCAACAGAAGCCAGCUACUCCAGUAUCUGCUCCUGCUGCAAACACAACUUUGGGCCAUAGUAGCUCCACACCAGCUCAGAAGCGUCGUAUUGACAGCAAAACCAUGCAUGCUCUGAUUGCGCAAGGACCAGAGAAUACAACAGGUCCCUGGCUGUGCUUACGCUGUGGCGUCAAUGGACGACCUAUCAGCAUUCCAUCGUAUCGAGGAUUCCGACGACACCUUAUUAAUACCCACAAAGAGACUAUUGAUCCCAAUCUCUGCGAGCAUUGUGGCUGGCGUUCGUCCAAUAAUCGGGAACUUCAUUUCCACAUGCAGACGGAACAUCAAAUUAAAUCCCUGCUCUACACGUUUGCCGAUUGUGUCCUGUGCAAUCAAUCGUAUCUCAGCAAGGAUCAGCUGGAGGCGCACAUUAACGAGUCCCACACCGACGACGAGAAACAACAAUGCAUUUACUGCAACAAGGUGUUCGAGCAAGAAUUGCAACUCUAUCGACACAUGAAAAACUCGCACAAGGCUCAGGCUCUUGAAGAUGGCAUAAUCGAUGAAACCGAUGAGGAAUAUCUCGGCUCGCAAGUCGACGAGGAAGAGGAGUCACAGACAGAGCACGAUGAAUUGCAACAUGAUGAGGGAAAAGUGCGCAUAUUGUCGGACAUCAGUUUGCCAACAACCCAUGCCAUUCCAUUGCAGCAGCAGCAAUCGGAGUUGGAUACAAAUUUGGAGCAGGUUGAGCAGCAGGAAGUCAAAUUUGUUGGUGCCGAUGGCAAUGAGGUAGAAUUGACAGAUGAACAGCGCAAAGAGAUUCUAUCGCAGCUAAAUCAACAGCAAGCCGGAGCUCCCAGCGGUGGUGUUGUCAUGGUACUCAGUGAACCCGAGGCCGCAGAUGAAAAACUCCAGGAAGGAGAAGUGGGCGAGGCGGAUGGCAAUAAAUCCCAAGCUGGCACCGAGGAAGAGGAAUACGACGAUAGUCAGAUCUAUAACGAACUUGCCGGCGACUCGGUAGAAAGCAAAAAAGGCGAAGGCGGAGCUGUUGCUGAUGAGAGCAAGGAGUCUAUGGACAAUUUGGAAUGGGCAGAAAAUUUGAUAUCCGAACAGGAAAUGGAGGCAGAACAAGAGGAAAGCAAAGAGCCAAAGCAUACGGAUGAAAAACGAUCCGAUGACAUUAGCGAAAAGCUCAAGGAGCUGACGGGCGAUUGGAGUGAGGAUGAAAAUGAGGAAGAGGAUGAUGCGGGUAUUGAAGCCGCCGAGGCGGAUAAACCGGCCACAGCAGAGAUUGCAGUUGAAGUUGCCAGCUCUAUGACCAAGCAGCCAAAAAAUGAUGAAGCUACACAAAGUCAAGUAGACGAGCCCGUUCCCGCCGCAAUGGAAGUAGACCAGGAGCAGGAGGAGGCGGAUGAUAUUGACCUGGCUCUCGAGUCCCUACACAAAGGCAUUGAUAAAGAAGACACAACCACCGCUACCAGUACACAAAUGGAAGUGGAUAAGCCUGCUGAGGAAUCAGAGCAGACGGAUGCGCCAGCAAACAACGUCUUGGAGGCGAAGCAAGGAGAAACUGUUCAGAUCAAACGAGAAGAUGAUAGCGUUGAGGAGGAGUUCAUUAAAGAAGAUCCAACGCAGGAGUCACAGUCGAAUGCAGUCGAAGCUGCUGCCGAAGAUCUCGAAACGGAGAAUAUACGUAAAGAAUUGCUAGAUGAAUUAAUAGCGCAGGCAGAGAAGACUGACGAGGAGAAGCAGCCAUCGCCUGAGGAUACAGAAACGACAAUAGCCACAGAAACCACAACUGACGAACAAGUGGAUGGUACAGCAAUAACGGCUGCCACGGAACUGUCACCAGAUACGGAUGAAGUUAAACUAAGCACGGAAGAAGACUCUGAGGCAAAUAAAACAUCCGCUACGUCAGACCAGGAAACUAGAGAAGAGGAGGCGAAACCAAGCAGUGGCGAUUCAGCAGCAGCAUCGUCAGAAGAUGAUGUAGUUGCCGACGUUGCAGAUAACAAGGUGAGCGUAAAGUCGCCCGCUGCUACGGAAACGGCGUCGGCAAAAACCUUAACAGAGGAGGCGCAGGCUACGUCCGACGUGGACAAGGUUAAGAGUCUUAUCAGCGAUUGGGUGGACGAAGAUGAGGAAGAAGACGAGAAUGCGGUUAGUGCAGCGGCGAAGGAGGAACUAUAAUUACUAGAUUUAUUCAUGUUCUAAGUUUGAUUCUUCGAUUGAACGUGAAUGUAUAUCUUUUAUAUAUAUAAUAACGAUGAUGAAUGAAUUUUCGGUUUCUUUUGUAAAUUAAAUUGUUAACGCAGAUUGUAUCAAACAUAUGGAGUUAAUUUUAAGAAUAUUUCUAUAUUAUAUGCUAUAUAUGAUGUCCUGACGUCGUGAAUCAUCUCAUCCUUUCCGAUCUAAACACGGAUCAGACCAACCAAAACCAACUAUCACGAAAUCUUACAAAAAUUUUUAGCAUUUUGCAUUCAAAAUUUUUGAUUAAUCGCCUCAUGCAGCCACAUAUUCUAAAACAUAGGCCCCAAAGAAGGUCCUGAAUAAAUUCGUAUGUUAAAAUUAUACGUAUAUGUAUAUUAAUUACAUAUACCAGACAUACAUAGAAAAUAGAUAUAUGUAGUGAUGUCGUUUUAAAUCGGUUUAAAACACAAAUGAAAGCAAAUUGAUUAUAUAUUAUAUUAUGUAUGAUUGGCUUAAGAGAUAAAGGCAAAACAGAAUCGAUCCACGAGAAUUUAGGAAGAAGAAAUAUUUUUUUGAUUACCAUAUAAAUUGUAAGAUCUAAUAUAUAUAUAAAUAUAAAUAGGUAAAACAAACAAAAGAAAAAACAACAACUACAGAUACUUUUGGAGUAUGCAACAUAUAAAUGUAGACAUUAUAUUGAA